CCGCCGGCGCCGCCCGAACCCCGCACGCCGCCGCUCCUCAGACUUGCUCUGCCCGCCGCCCCGCCGCCGCCAUGGCCCAGGCUGACAUCGCGCUGAUCGGACUGGCGGUCAUGGGCCAGAACUUGAUCCUGAACAUGAAUGACCACGGCUUCGUGGUGUGCGCGUUUAACAGGACGGUCUCCAAAGUGGACGAGUUCCUGGCCAACGAGGCCAAGGGCACCAAGGUGAUCGGUGCUCAGUCCCUGAAGGAGAUGGUGUCCAGCCUGAAGCGGCCGCGUCGGAUCAUCCUACUGGUCAAGGCCGGCCAGGCCGUGGACGACUUCAUCGAGAAGCUGGUUCCGUUGCUGGACCCUGGGGACAUCAUCAUUGACGGAGGAAACUCUGAAUACAGGGACACCACGAGGCGAUGCCGAGACCUCAAGGCCAAGGGCAUCUUGUUUGUGGGCAGUGGAGUCAGCGGCGGAGAGGAAGGGGCCCGGCACGGCCCGUCACUCAUGCCCGGAGGGAACAAAGAGGCUUGGCCACACAUCAAGACCAUCUUCCAGAGCAUCGCGGCCAAGGUCGGGACCGGAGAACCCUGCUGUGACUGGGUGGGCGAGGAGGGCGCCGGGCACUUUGUGAAGAUGGUACACAAUGGGAUAGAGUAUGGGGACAUGCAGCUCAUCUGUGAGGCCUACCACCUGAUGAAGGACGUGCUGGGCAUGGGGCAUGACGAGAUGGCACAGGCCUUCGAGGAGUGGAAUAAGACAGAGCUGGACUCAUUCCUGAUUGAAAUCACAGCCAACAUCCUCAAGUUCAAAGACUCGGAUGGCAAACAGCUGCUGCCAAAGAUCCGGGACAGCGCAGGGCAGAAGGGCACUGGGAAGUGGACGGCCAUCUCGGCCCUGGAGUACGGCGUCCCUGUCACCCUCAUCGGAGAAGCCGUGUUCGCACGGUGCCUGUCAUCUCUGAAGGACGAGCGGACUCAGGCCAGCAGACUGCUGAAGGGACCCCCAAAGAUGGCGUUUGGAGGGGACAAGGGGGCCUUCCUGGAGGACAUUCGCAAGGCCCUCUAUGCUUCCAAGAUCAUCUCCUACGCCCAAGGCUUCAUGCUGCUGAGGCAGGCGGCUGCGGAGUUCGGCUGGACCCUCAACUACGGCGGCAUCGCCCUCAUGUGGAGGGGCGGCUGUAUCAUCCGCAGCGUGUUCCUGGGAAAGAUAAAAGAAGCGUUUGACCGGAACCCGGAGCUUCAGAACCUGCUGCUGGAUGACUUCUUCAAGUCGGCCGUGGAGAGCUGCCAGGCCUCCUGGCGGCGGACCGUAAGCACUGGCGUCCAGGCGGGCAUCCCCAUGCCCUGCUUCACCACCGCCCUCUCCUUCUACGAUGGCUACAGGCACGAGCUUCUGCCUGCCAACCUCAUCCAGGCUCAGCGGGAUUACUUCGGGGCUCACACCUACGAACUCUUGGCCAAGCCAGGACAGUUCAUCCACACCAACUGGACGGGCCACGGCGGCAGCGUGUCGUCCUCCUCCUACAACGCCUAGGCGGGGCCCUCCGCACCGCACACACUCCACGAGGCCCUCUCUCCUAGGUCUGCUCAGGUCUUAGCAAAGCAAGCGUCGUGAGAGACCCUCAGACAGGCAGCUCUGGGUACGGCAGCUCGGGGGAGCCGCCUGCCCCCUGCUCUUGCUUUGACUGCGUGUGUGACAGCAGCAGCUGUGGUCACCUCGGCCUGGCAGUGGCCAGCUCUAAGCACACCAAGGGGAGGGGACAUCGGGUGGCAUCAGGGUGGUGCCGACGCCCCUCUGUGCCCCACUCAAUAAAAGCUACCUUGGGUUA
This is a messenger RNA of Ochotona curzoniae (black-lipped pika), 1818 nucleotides long. It is a transcript of the gene PGD, whose product is annotated as phosphogluconate dehydrogenase. The record is from RefSeq and is a predicted model, not a curated record. Gene Ontology annotation, cellular component: cytosol. Gene Ontology annotation, molecular function: NADP binding; phosphogluconate dehydrogenase (decarboxylating) activity. Gene Ontology annotation, biological process: pentose-phosphate shunt, oxidative branch; pentose-phosphate shunt. Lineage: Eukaryota; Metazoa; Chordata; Mammalia; Lagomorpha; Ochotonidae. The coding region runs from base 72 to 1523 and encodes 483 amino acids. The transcript has 13 exons.